Messenger RNA from Clunio marinus, 527 nucleotides. Lineage: Eukaryota; Metazoa; Arthropoda; Insecta; Diptera; Chironomidae. The record is from the annotation of a GenBank genome assembly.
UACCCGAGCGGCACAAAAGACGAUGUCUCUCACAAAUCUGGCAUACGAGUAUCGUCUCCAUUUAAUGGGAAGGCUUUCCUUUAGAAUCCGCCAUAUGAAAGACAUUUGGCUAAAAACUACUGGCUAUCGCCUAAUUCUAUCACCUUAAGUUAGUUAUGUGUUGGACUAGUGAAGAAUUUCUUAAGCUGCCUUAUGGUAGCCUUAUUUAGAGUUAAUGGCAUGUGGGGAAGCACCGUAGCGUCAACUGUUAGUGGUAAAUUGAUACCUCGGUUAUUUUCGCUGAUUUCUGAAGGAAAAGCCAAAGGAAGUGCCAACUAAAAAUCGUCGUAGUGCAAACGUAUGCCUCCGGCACGGCGAGUGUGUGCCGCUCGGGAUACUCGAAGAUAUGCUUAAUAUAAUCGAAGGAAUGCAAACUGCAUUUCAACACACAGCAAAAGUUUAAAUGUUAAUGCAAAUGUAAUGUUUCAAUGUAUCCACAUACGAGAGAAAAUUUCACAUAAAUUUAUGUAAUUCAUCUUGCUGUGCAA